GGCACAUUUAAAAACGGAAACAUAAAAUUAUGCGAACUGCAUGAAAUUCCGAUUAAAGGGCAACUGAGUAAUGAACCACCAGAACUAUGGCGGCAUCCAAUGGAUACAGCAACACCCCGCCGCAUCCGACUCCGGGGUGGACAUACUGGUGGGGGACGGUGUGACGCCGGACGGGUAUCAUCUCGUGACCGAUGAAGCGACGGGCGAGGAUCUUGACCAUAUGGCGGCCGAGAAUCUCAUAUUUAUGGCCCGCGACGGCCAGCUGAGUGAGAUCAUAGCUGGCGGAAACGCUGUGAUAGUCACUGCCGAUGGCCACGGCGUGACGUACGCCGAUUCCUUUGACGAUGACGCCCAGGUGGUGACCGAGGAGGUCAUCACGGACGACUGGGUGCAGCAUCAGGGAGCCGAGCGUGUGGAAAUAGCCGCGGAGCAAAUAGCUGGAAAUGGAAGCUCGCAAGAGCUGCUGGACAUGGAGCAGGACGAGUACACGGCCCUACGACCAUAUCCCUGUGACUUUUGCAGCCGCCGCUUUAAGAAGAAGUCCAGCCUGAACACCCACAUGCUGGCCCACCAAAACGAUCGUCCUCAUCUUUGCAAGCUGUGCGGGUCACGCUUCUCUCGCCGCGCCGAGCUCAUCAGUCAUUUCAAGGCGCACGCGGAAGCUCAGGAUGCAGCGGAUGCCGAGGCAGCUGCGGCCACAUCCAUUAAAUUCGAGCACCGCCCAAUGGACGAUCAUUACUAUGAGCACGAGUGGCCUUUAUACCAGCAGGAUCAGGACGCCGAGGACCAGCAGCAGUUGGUGUCCAGCAGCGAAACUCAACUUGUGCACCAGAAUAGCUACAAUGUUGCCGCAGUUACCGUCGAUGCUCCAGUGCCGACGCGAGGACGGAUCAGUCGCCUGAAGCCAAAGGAGGAAGCCACACAGUACAUUGCGAUUUCCGACAAAACGGAAGCACCCGAGAUGCAGGACUAUAUGCAAAGCGAGCCAAUGCAGGCGGUGGUCACUACCUCGACAGCGAUCGAGCCCCCACCUAAAGCUGACCUUCCCCAGCCGAACUAUCCAGUGCUGGACGACAGCAAGCCGUUCGUGUGUCAGCAGUGCGGCUUGGCCUUUGCCAGGGAGAAGGCGCUCUUCUCUCACACGAAGAACCAUCGCGUGGACUCGCCCUUCGAGUGCAACCAGUGUCAGGAGAUGUUCUGGGAUAACAGCAGCUUGCUGGAGCAUCAGAAGACGCAUCAGUUCGAGGAGAGCAACUCUGAGUACGAUCCGGCAUCGGGCGACGACAGUGUCAGCGAGUCGGAACCGGAUCAGCUCUAUGGCGACUUUUACUGCAGCGAAUGCGGCAUUUGCUUUCACAGGCAGGACCUGCUGCGACGCCAUGCGAAGUGCCAUUUCCAGCAGCCAGACGCAAGUAACUUUGACCAAAAGCCGAUUGUGGGAGAAGUGGGAGUCACCGACGAAGUGAUAGCUGGAGAUGCUGAAAAUGCCAAAGAUGAUGCUGCCCACCGGUGUCACACGUGCGGCAAGUGUUUUCCCAAUUCAGUUGCGUUGAGCGCCCAUGCCGAAAUCCACGCCCGUUUUCCGCUCUUCAAGUGCGUCUUGUGCGGUGUUAGCUUCUAUGAAGAGCAGGCCAUCAAGCGGCACUUGCACAGUCGUCAUCCGAACGAGCUGAAGGCCAACUCGUGUGUGCUGUGUGGAAAGGAGUGUCGCGAUCGGAAGGCUCUCAUCAAGCAUGCCUGGGACCACUCGAGGGAGAAGUGCCACUCGUGCUCCAAGUGCGGCAAGAACUUCCAUAACAAGGCGCGUCUGAAGCGUCACAUGGCCUCGCAUCGGGACAAGUCGGUGGUGUGUGAGGUCUGUCAGGAGGAAUUCCCCGACGGACGGACGCUAUCCAAUCACCGCCACUCCCACAGCACCACCUCGCCGGGCAAACUCUUCCCGUGCCUGGAGUGUGGCAAGACCUUCGGUUCGCGCAGCUCUCAGCAGAUUCACGUACGCAUCCACACGGGCGAGCGUCCGUACGGCUGUCGCUACUGCUGGAAGGCCUUUGCCGACGGCGGCACUUUGCGCAAACACGAGCGCAUCCACACGGGCGAGAAACCCUACGCCUGCUCCGUAUGUCCGCGUGCCUUUAACCAGCGAGUGGUGCUCCGCGAGCACAUUCGCUCCCAUCACUCCGGUAUGGAUGUAACGCUUGGCACUUACCACUGCGAAGUGUGCUCCGAGGACUUGUCCUCGUCCAGUGAGCUCAUCCAGCAUCUUAUCAAGCACAGCGACACGAACACCGCCAAACAGCGUCAGCCCGUCACGGGGCCUCGGAAGUACAAACGACGGCGCAAGCUGCAGCCGCAUGAGAUUGCCCACAUGCGGGCCGAGAACAAGGAAGAUGAGCUCUUGCAAGAGGCCGAAGAGUAUAACAGUGACUUAGACAUCUGCGACUUUGAUGUGGAGAACGUGGACCAAAUCUUCGAAAUGGCCGAAUCCCCCAAAAAGGAGAAGCGCAAAAAGGGGGCAUCCAAGGAUCCGCAGGCGGUGGCCAAUGGAACAGCCAAGGCUGUCACGGAUAAGUCGAAAAUGCGGUACGAUUCCACCAGCAGUCACUCGGAUCGCAUGUGGGAGGAGAAGUUCCUGCACGACAACCAGGUGUCGUUGUUUCAAAUUGAUUCGUUAACGGCUAUGAAUCAACAGCAAUCACCGCUGCCUACCAGCACCGCCAGUUCCUCCAGCGUUCAAAACACGAGACGCAGUUCAAAGCAGUCACAGGCCCAAGGGCAGGCCAAGACGGCGCCACCAGUUGAGGUAAAAGCAAACCCCAGUGCAUCAUCCUCCUCUACGACAGCGAGCUCCAGCAGCCGCAGCCGAAAGAAGGCGGGAACAAGUAAGGCGGCCAGUAGCAAAUCGGCUGCUGCGGGAAGCUCGCGGCCGCGAAUGAUCCACACCGAGAAGGCCAAGGUUCCGAAGGCUGCAGAAAACUCGGGCACUGCAUCCGGAUCUACCAAGAAGACGCGUGGCAAGAGUUACAUUACCCGGACAGAGACAAGCAAUCUGGAUCUGCUUUCCAGCAGCGGCAGCGGCAAGUCGCGAUCCACUGCGUCCAACAUGGUCGACGACUAUGAGAUCAUAUCCCCAGCCACGCAUCCACCCAACCAGAUCAGCUCCAGUCCCCUGCACAUUAAGCAGGAGCAAGAACAGCAGCGCGUUCCGAUGAUGUACGACGACAAUCUGCUCAUCGAUGCCGCACUGCUCCGUGAAAAGACGUACGAGAGGUUCAACCCCGCAAUAGUCAAUGAUUUGGAGGAGAUUCUGCGCUCUCCACUUAAAAGUGAGCACAAUUCCCGACUGCGUUUCACCAGCGAGUCAUCGACAACGCCGCAGUUUCUGCCCGGGGAGGAGCAGAACCUCAUCAAGAUCGAGCCGACAUCCCCCGAUUUACGCGAAAUGGUGGAGAGUCAGCAGCGCGUCACGGCUACCACUGGCAACACGCCCUCUUCCUCGUCGUCGUCGGCCCGUACCUCGCGUCACCUGCGCCAGAUAACUGCCAACAGCCCGCGAGUGGGCAGCAAACGUUCCAGCAGCAGCAGGCCGGACUCUGCAUCCGGCGCGGCAGCCAAGAAGCCCACCACAUCGUCCUCCUCUUCGCCAGUUGCAGCCGGGAGCAAGACCAGAAGCUCCGAACACUCGUACCUCAGCUACGGCGUGGGCGUGGACUCCUACAAUGUGAAUGUACCUGCCAGCGCCAACACUGCCGAUGUGAGCUCUGCUUUCUUUUCCAUUUCCGAGGUGGUUUCCGCCGCCGACGCAGCCGAUGCUGCAGCCAAGGCAGCCGCAGCCAGCAAAUCGGACCGCAAGAAGCGCAGCUUCGAAUGCGAGAUGUGCUCGGCCAUCUUCUACGACCGCGCGCAGCUGCUGGACCACGUCCACAUCCACAUCUAGGCCUCUGUACUACUAACCUGCCCCCAACAUGAGCUUCUCUUUUCGCUUUAGUAAACUGCUUUUUCGUGGGACAAUCAGCGGGAACACUCGGAUUAUUUUGAUAUCUUGUAACUUGUAAUCCAUUUAUUUGAUCUAGAUCUUUGAUUUCCCAAAGGGAUUGUAUUGUAUUCAUUGAAAUCGAUUGUCCAAAAUAUGAAUUGCAAAUGGGCUGGAUGGUAUCCGGAUGGUUACUUCAGAUCGUUGUACCACCGAGAACCGACCGACACAUCGAUAGAUUGUAUCGUUGACUUAUGCGUUAUUUAAAUUGAACAUUGCUCUAAUUUAGAGACUCCUUAGGCCAUAAGACUUUUAAGUUUGUACCUCAACCCUUGCUUUGAAGAAUUGGUAUGCUGGAUAUUAAUAAAAUAAUUGGCUUUUCAUUUGCCUAAAAAGUU
Molecule: messenger RNA, 4368 nt
Organism: Drosophila persimilis
Lineage: Eukaryota; Metazoa; Arthropoda; Insecta; Diptera; Drosophilidae
Exons: 6
Coding region: 71-3934 (1287 amino acids)
Source: RefSeq, a predicted model, not a curated record